Glarea lozoyensis ATCC 20868 is the source of this 177-nucleotide messenger RNA. RefSeq lists its product as uncharacterized. The record is from RefSeq and is a predicted model, not a curated record. Lineage: Eukaryota; Fungi; Ascomycota; Leotiomycetes; Helotiales; Helotiaceae. The coding region runs from base 1 to 177 and encodes 58 amino acids. The transcript has a single exon.
AUGCCCGAAACCCGUCACCAGAGCCGCCGCCCAGGUGCUGCAAUUAAGCAUCUUCGAUGUGGAGCACGGACAAAGAACAGAGGCAGGCUGAAAUGCACUAGUGGUGGGGUCCCGUAUCAGAGCUUUCCAUUGGCCAAUGCUUCAGGAACUGCCCCCUCGCUUGACCUAUUACAGUAA